AGUGACCGCUCCCUUCAAAACCCCUCCUGCUCUAUAUUACAAACUGGAUUGUGACACUUUUUCCAUUAGGAUUCGGCUUGGUGUUUUAGUGUUAACGAGAAUAUUUACAUGCAGUAUAUUUGAACCCUCGUGACUUUUAAGGCCUGAUUGAUAAGAUGCGUUUCUCCUUUAUUGUGCUGUGCCUGAAUGUGCUCAUAAAUAACGUUGCUGCGAGUACGUGGUGCUACACAGGUUGCGAACACACACCCAGCCACUGGCCUGACCUGAACGGCUCCUUCUGCGGGGGUCAAAGGCAGUCCCCCGUCGACAUACAAACCAGCCACGUGGAGAAGGACGAAAACCUCCUCAGCUUCUCUUUUGUCAACUUCUCGUCUCAGAAUAGCUUCAGGGCCUUUAUAAACAAUGGACACACCGCUAAAUUCAUCUUGAAUGACAACGAGGUCGAAUUGAGCGGAGGUGGACUGAAUGGUACGUAUUCCACGCUCCAGCUCCAUUUCCACUGGGGCAACACGGAGCACCAUCCCGGGUCGGAACACACCGUGGACGGACACAGAUACCCCAUGGAGAUGCACAUUGUGAGUCUGAAGAAAGGUCUGUCAGUGGCGCAGGCUCUCGAAGAUCAAGCCGGGAUCGCCGUCCUUGGCUUCUUCAUCAGUGAGACUGAAGAUGUAAAUUUGUCAAGUCCUUGGAGUGCCUUGACUUCUUAUCUUCUGAACAAAACAGACACAGAAGUCAACGUGACACACGCCAUCUCCAUAAACGACCUCAUCGGGGACGUGGACCGCAGCAAAUACUUUCGCUACAUGGGCUCGCUGACCACGCCCUCCUGUAACGAAGUGGUAGCCUGGACGGUAUUUCAGGAGCCCAUCAAGGUGCACAAAAUAUUGCUCCAACAAUUCCCUUUCAAGACGGGCCUCACCAAUGUGUACCGACCAGUGCAAAGCCUGAAUGGACGCCGAGUGUUUUCUUCUCCCGCGGCUCUUCUCCCUCCUAGUCAUCAAUGGUGCUAUGAUGAGGAAUGUGACUUCAAUCCUACCAAGUGGUACCUUCUGCCGGACUCGCACUGCGACGGCGAGCACCAAUCGCCUGUCAACAUCGAGACGACGAAAGCCGUGAAGGACGAGCACCUUGACGGCUUUGCUUUCACACAGUUUGACGACAAACAUGUCAUCAAGUACAUCACAAAUACAGGCCAUACAGUCAAGUUUGUGCUUAAUGAGGGUGCGAUGGAAGUGUCCGGGGGCGGCCUGGGUCACGUCUACUCCACAAUCCAGUUCCACUUCCACUGGGGUUCCUUAUCGAACGACUCCAAAGGCUCCGAGCACACGAUCGAUUCCAAACGAUUCCCUAUGGAGGUGCACAUCGUAAACAAGCGAAAAGAUUUAACUCUAGAAGAGGCGGUUAACACUACGACUGGCCUGGCAGUGUUGGGAUUCUUCAUUGAGGCCGCAGCGAGUUCAAAAAGUAGUGGUGCUGCAGAGCAACAUGACGAUUCGUCUGACGACUCUCAUGACUCGUCUGAUGCGUCGACGACAGCUACCUGGAAAACAUUGAUCGGUUAUCUGGAAGAGAUACAAAGCAUCGGUUCACGGGUGGAGGUCACGAAGGAGAUGUCUUUGGCUGAGCUACUCGGGGAUGUGGACCUCACUUCCUACUACCGCUACAAUGGCUCUUUAACCACGCCCUCAUGCAACGAAGCCGUUGUUUGGACCGUCUUUAAAGACUCAAUCAAGUUGGAUCACAGCAUGCUGACGAUGUUCCCAAACCGGACCGGCUUCCGUGACGUGUUCCGGCCCGCACAGGCUCUCCGCGACAGAACGAUUUCCACCACGGCUGGAGGCAGCACCCUUGCACCUGCUGCUUUUUUUGUCAUGCUGGUUCAGUUCUGUGCCUUUCUCCUGUGAUUGCAAACGACAUCAAAUCUAGUUGUGUCAGGAUACGCUGUAAAUUAUUCUAACUGUGCACUUUAUCAGUCAAUCAUCUCAAAACCUCCCAAAAACGUAUCAAUCAUUUGUGUGCGAGUUGGUGGACCGCAAAUUAUCAAAUAAAAUGCAAUGAAAUCCGUAAACAA
Syngnathus typhle (broad-nosed pipefish) is the source of this 2071-nucleotide messenger RNA. RefSeq lists its product as uncharacterized. The record is from RefSeq and is a predicted model, not a curated record. Bases 156 to 1904 code for a protein of 582 amino acids. The transcript is spliced from 17 exons. Gene Ontology annotation, cellular component: plasma membrane. Gene Ontology annotation, molecular function: carbonate dehydratase activity; zinc ion binding. Lineage: Eukaryota; Metazoa; Chordata; Actinopteri; Syngnathiformes; Syngnathidae.